Molecule: messenger RNA, 1424 nt
Organism: Paralichthys olivaceus (Japanese flounder)
Lineage: Eukaryota; Metazoa; Chordata; Actinopteri; Pleuronectiformes; Paralichthyidae
Gene: ilkap
Product: integrin-linked kinase-associated serine/threonine phosphatase
Biological process (GO): positive regulation of canonical Wnt signaling pathway; negative regulation of canonical NF-kappaB signal transduction; positive regulation of canonical NF-kappaB signal transduction
Cellular component (GO): cytosol; nucleus
Molecular function (GO): protein serine/threonine phosphatase activity; cation binding
Source: RefSeq, a predicted model, not a curated record
CGGAAGUAGGUGUGUGGAUAGCUAGCCUGACAGUAGCCUGUAGCUGUGUGGCUAACGUGUGAGCAGGUGGACCACCUCACUUCUUUUAAUUCUUUUAAUUCUUUUACCAACUGGACUUAGAGCGGUUCAACCCGCUUUAAGGUCAUUCAACGGACCCGGCUCUGACAGCUGACACACGGACACCGAGGAGAACCGGGUACCGGUGCCGGUAACUAGCCUGCUAGCUCCCGAGCUAACAGUAUGGACCUGUUCGACGACCUGCCGGAGCCCACACAGCCCGGAGGUCCAGUUUCAGCAUCGCCGGUCACAGCUCGACCACAGGAGACCAACGAAGAAGAGGAGGAGGAAGAAGAGAAGGAGGAGAGAAGAGUCAAACGAAAACGAGAGGAUGCUGAAAGUGAAGCUGAGAAAAAAGAGGAGCGAGGGGAGAUCAAGAAAGUUUGUAAAGAAGACCUCCCUGUAUUGAAAGGCUAUGUGGCGGCGAGGCGGGGUGAACGGGACGAGAUGCAGGAUGCUCAUGUUCUGCUGCCGGACAUGAGCAGCUGUCUGUCUCUGCCUGGACAAUUGUCUCAUGUUUCGUACUUUGCUGUGUUCGACGGUCACGGUGGAGCUCGAGCGUCUCGAUUCGCUGCAGAGCAUCUCCAUCACAAUCUGGCCAAGAAGUUCCCGAGCGGAGACACUGAAAAUGUGGAUAAACUGAUAAAGAAAUGUCUCCUGGAAACUUUCAGACAGACGGACGAGGACUUCCUAAAGAAAGCUUCCAGCCAGAAGCCGGCGUGGAAGGACGGCUCCACAGCCACAUGUGUGCUGGUGGUGGAUGACAUGGUGUAUGUGGCCAAUCUUGGAGACAGCAGGGCGGUGUUGUGUCGGAUGGAGGCGGCGGCAGAUGGACAGAGGAGGUCGGUGACUCUGGCUCUGAGUAAAGAACACAACCCGACCAUGUACGAGGAGAGGAUGAGGAUCCAGAGAGCAGGAGGCACCGUCAGGGAUGGCAGAGUGCUGGGUGUCCUCGAGGUGUCCCGCUCCAUCGGAGACGGUCAGUACAAACGCAUCGGAGUUAUUUCGUCCCCUGACCUGAGGAGGUGUCAGCUCACAGCCAAUGACAAGUUCAUCAUUCUGGCCUGUGAUGGUUUGUUCAAAGUGUUUUCUGCUGACGAAGCCGUUAAAUUCGUCCUCAACAUCGUGCAGGAGGGGAGCAGAGAGCGGAGGGCGGGGCUGACGGAGGAGGAGGUGCGGUUUGAAGCUGCCUGUCAACAGCUGGCCAGUGAGGCGGUGAGACGAGGCUGCGCCGACAACGUCACCGUGAUCCUGGUUUCUAUCGGCUUCUAAGCAAAAUCAUCAUCAUCACAACACACACAAAUUGAUUGACACAAGCAUGGUGGACCCUGACACACACACCUACACACACACACACACACACACAC